UCGGCAGCAAUUAACGGACGGACCAUGUACUUCCGGCCAGCUCAUUCCUUCUGCAUCAUCAAAGUUGACAACAGAGGCGGUUAAAGUUUUUCUAAGUUGCUUAUUUUGGACUAAACUGACAGAUAAAAACGCCGAUUAGUGCUAAGAAGUGUUAGGAUGAUUUUAAUGACUAUAAUCGCUCGUGUGGCGGACGGACUGCCGCUGGCCGCGUCCAUUCAGGAAGAUGAACAGUCUGGCAGAGACCUCCAGCAGUACCAGAGCCAAGCCAAGCAGUUGUGUCGCAGACUGAACGCUCAGAGUCCAGACCGCUGUACGCUGGAGACCGGAGAACUCAACUUCCACUACUUAAUCGCACAGGGUGUUUGCUAUUUGUCCCUGUGCGAGGCUUCAUUUCCCAAAAAGAUGGUUUUUGCGUAUCUCGAAGACCUGCACAAUGAGUUUUAUGACCAGUAUGGACGGAGAGUUCCCAGUGUCACCAGGCCUUAUUCUUUCAUUGAGUUUGACACAUACAUCCAGAAAGCGAAGAAGACUUACAUCGACAGCAGGGCCAGGAGGAACUUAGGGAGCAUCAACUCUGAGCUUCACGACGUCCAGAGAAUUAUGGUCGCCAAUAUUGAGGAAGUUCUGCAACGAGGAGAAGCUCUUUCUGCUCUGGACACAAAAGCCAGCAAUCUGUCCUCCCUUUCGAAGGAGUACCGGCAGUGACGGCCAAGUACCUCAACACCCCGCUCGACGUACGCCAAAGUGGCAGCUGUGGCGGUGUUCUUCAUCACACUCAUCAUCUACGUUCGCUUCUGGUGGCUCUGAUGGACUCUGAAACAAGGACUUUAUGACAGGGUUUCUAAAAAAUGAACACGUAAAACGCUCCUGUUAUUGUUCUACUAGCAACGUUAAAGGUGAAUGUGGCUUCAUGUUAUUCCAUACGUCUGCUCCUUUUGUCUGUGAUGGUUCUUCACGUGAAGUAAACGCUUCAUAGUUCGUCAUUCAGGCGGUGUUACACUGAUAUUUGGUGAGGGGGGGGCUUCGUUCUGUUCCAAUAUUAAGAAGCCUUGUUUUCAUAUGCAGAGGUUUUGUGGAAAGUCUUAAAACUGUGAGAAAAAAAUUGUUUAUUGAAAGGUUUACACAACUGU
Molecule: messenger RNA, 1130 nt
Organism: Sphaeramia orbicularis (orbiculate cardinalfish)
Lineage: Eukaryota; Metazoa; Chordata; Actinopteri; Kurtiformes; Apogonidae
Gene: sec22ba
Product: SEC22 homolog B, vesicle trafficking protein a
Exons: 5
Coding region: 157-705 (182 amino acids)
Biological process (GO): endoplasmic reticulum to Golgi vesicle-mediated transport; retrograde vesicle-mediated transport, Golgi to endoplasmic reticulum
Molecular function (GO): SNAP receptor activity
Source: RefSeq, a predicted model, not a curated record